UGAAAAAAAAAGAUCAGGCGAAACAUUCCAUUUGUUGUUGUGUUCCGAAGAAAAUCAGUCUGAAGGAGGUCGAAAAAUGAAUAUAGGAAUAUCAAAUUAAUUUGCUUCUAUGCUGCUGGAAUAACUCGCGCCUUACCGUGCGUGUGUGUCUGUGUGUGCGUUUUGUGCAUAAUUAGCAGUGAUCAUUUGUGUGAGACGAGUGAGAGCAUAUUUGCAUAUCUACACCACCCCAGAUUGUUCCGUUUUUGGGUCGCUGUGUGUCAAUCAAAACAAUUUGAGCUGCCACCUUUCGUUUGCCCAGCUGCAGCUUGGAAUGUGCGGUUUCUAAGUUCGUGUAUUUCUUGCUGAAGGAAAACCUGUGCUUGUGCGUGUGUGUGUGCAUUGAUGUUGUGGAUCUGGUGCCAAGGAUUCCACAAUCGAUGCCUGUGUUGAUCAGACUAGAAGUCCAGAAACCCACCACUAAUUAGGGGUACACCCGUUGCCCGAGAUAGAAAAAAAAACGUACGUAUUUCGCCAAGCAUAAACCCAACCGAAAAACCAUGAGCAAACAUAUGUACACAACGGCCAAUCUGUCGGACGUAGAGCUGAAGGACCAAGGAAAUCGUCUGUUCUCCGCACGGAAGUAUGACGAUGCGGUCAAUCUCUACACAAAAGCGAUCAUCAAAAACUCCACAAAUGCCACCUACUUCACCAACCGCGCCCUGUGCCACAUCAAAAUGAAGCGCUGGGAGACGGCCUGCAGUGACUGCCGGCGUGCCCUCGACAUGGACCCGAACCUGGUCAAGGGACACUUUUUCCUCGGCCUAAGCCUGAUGGAGCUGGAAUCGUUCGACGAAGCGAUCAAACAUUUGCAACGCGCUCACGAUCUCGCCAAGGAGCAGAAGCUCAACUUCGGGGACGACAUUGCAUCGCAGCUGCGGCUGGCGCGAAAGAAGCGCUGGAACAUACAGGAGGAAAAGCGCAUCUGUCAGGAGAUUGAACUACAAACGUAUCUCAAUAGACUUAUCACGGAAGAUAUGGAAAAUCGUUUAGCUAAGCUGAAGCUGGACGAUACGAUCAACGAGGAAACGCUCAAGGAAAAGGCUAUCGAAAUCGAGCGAGAGGGUGAAAACCAUAUGACUGAAUUAAACAAUCUGUUUGCUAAGGUGGACGACCGGAGACGGAAACGAGAAGUACCUGAUUACCUCUGCGGCAAGAUCAGCUUCGAGCUGCUAGUAGACCCCGUAAUCACACCAUCCGGUAUGACGUACGAGCGGAAGGACAUCGAGGAGCAUCUGCAGCGGGUCGGCCAUUUCGAUCCGGUUACGCGCGUGAAGCUUACCCAGGAUCAGCUCAUAUCGAACUACUCGAUGAAGGAGGUGGUCGAUGCGUUCCUACAGGAGAACGAGUGGGCACUGGACUAUUAGUAAGAGCGUGGACGUGGACGUCUAUCUAGCAAGGGGGAAAGGGCUUGUUAGUCAAGCGUACGGCCGACGAUGGCGAUAGAAAUGAAGUAGAAGAAAUAGAAGAAGAAGAAGAAGCGAUACGAUCGACAGAAGGAACGGGUGUACGAAAGGAAAACUGUAAGUACGUAGCACUGUAUUAAGCGUGUCCCGUUCGCUCCUAGUACGAUUCUCCAGGGUUUUGGAUUUGUGGUUAGUUGAAGUUUAAGAAACAAAAAAUGGAUUGUAUUAUCACCCCCUAGAAGAAGAAAAACAGCGAUCCUGGUGUGUUGCAGCAACUAAGCUCUGCGAAAGCAAGUUCAAGAGGUACCUUGAAGGACCGCUUCCUCUGAGUUAGGCUCUCGAGAAGUGUGUCUUUUUAAGCGCCCCGUUAACACUAGCAGGAACCUAAAAAAAUAGAAAAGAAAACCAACUUCCCUCCAAUCUCUUUCCCCCCCAGCGUACGUUCUUCUGGCCGAGCGCUUCUUUUCGAUGUGAUUUAAGUUAGGGACGAUUAAGUUGUUAGAUAUGUAACGUAUGUAAAGAUUUCGGCGCCAAGUAGUCAACGGGCGUUUGGUUCGAAUUUUUUCACUGCUGGCGAAGGAAGGAAGCCAGGCAGUGAUGAGAUGAAGGGCGUAGCACAGCAAAUAGGCAACAUAACUCUUAGCUCCUUAACCGUGGGGACAACACUACGCGGUCUGUUUGUGAUAAGCUACCCCAUUUUGAGAUCCCUACCGAUAGUAUAUGUUUAUCAGAACUAGGUAAAAACCCCACAGCUAUCAGGUAAAUGUAAAAACAGAAGUCCCCCCUCCGGAAUCUGUUUCGAAUAUUGCUGUUGGCAUUUGUGCUGCCCAAAAAGAACAAAAAAAAAACAGAAAAUCCCCUUUUAAGUUUUCAAACUCUAUUACACUUCAAUGAGCUAUAGCAUACUCGUUACAAGCAAUAUAAUAUUAUUUAACCAUUUUAGUAAGACAACUUAGAGCGGGGCAGCCUGUUAAACAUAUCGGUUUCCGUUCUCCUAGCCCUUGCACAUUUCAAUCCGGCUUUUUGGAAAUUUUAUUGUUGUAAAGUGGUUGUUAAUGCUGGCCCGAUUAGAAGAAUUUGUUUUGAAAUAAAUUUUCCAUACCCACCACCAUCGGUAACGAAA
Messenger RNA from Anopheles stephensi (Asian malaria mosquito), 2568 nucleotides. RefSeq names its product E3 ubiquitin-protein ligase CHIP (gene STUB1). Gene Ontology annotation, biological process: protein quality control for misfolded or incompletely synthesized proteins; protein polyubiquitination; cellular response to misfolded protein. Bases 540 to 1406 code for a protein of 288 amino acids. The transcript has 5 exons. Gene Ontology annotation, cellular component: Z disc; cytoplasm. Lineage: Eukaryota; Metazoa; Arthropoda; Insecta; Diptera; Culicidae. The record is from RefSeq and is a predicted model, not a curated record. Gene Ontology annotation, molecular function: protein-folding chaperone binding; ubiquitin protein ligase activity.